This is a messenger RNA of Lagenorhynchus albirostris (white-beaked dolphin), 1391 nucleotides long. RefSeq names its product serine and arginine rich splicing factor 3 (gene SRSF3). The record is from RefSeq and is a predicted model, not a curated record. The transcript is spliced from 6 exons. Gene Ontology annotation, molecular function: RNA binding. Gene Ontology annotation, biological process: mRNA splicing, via spliceosome. Lineage: Eukaryota; Metazoa; Chordata; Mammalia; Artiodactyla; Delphinidae. The coding region runs from base 137 to 631 and encodes 164 amino acids. Gene Ontology annotation, cellular component: nuclear speck.
AGACGGCGGUGGUCCGCCAUUUCGUGGACGACGGGUGUGGGAGAGCAUCUGUCGGUGCCAGGCGCGAGGGGACCAGGAAGACCCAGCUGGGGGUGUGUGGAUUUGAGCCUACGCGUUUCUAACCCGAGGUCUCGAAAUGCAUCGUGAUUCCUGUCCGUUGGACUGUAAAGUUUAUGUAGGUAAUCUUGGAAACAAUGGUAACAAGACUGAAUUGGAACGAGCUUUUGGCUAUUAUGGACCACUCCGAAGUGUGUGGGUUGCUAGAAACCCUCCUGGCUUCGCUUUUGUUGAAUUUGAAGAUCCUCGAGAUGCAGCCGAUGCUGUCCGAGAGCUAGAUGGGAGAACACUAUGUGGCUGCCGAGUAAGAGUGGAACUGUCGAAUGGUGAAAAGAGAAGUCGAAAUCGUGGCCCACCUCCUUCUUGGGGUCGUCGCCCUCGAGAUGAUUAUCGGAGGAGGAGUCCUCCACCUCGCCGCAGAUCUCCAAGACGGAGAAGCUUCUCCCGCAGCCGGAGCAGGUCCCUUUCUAGAGAUAGGAGAAGAGAGAGAUCACUGUCCCGGGAGAGAAAUCACAAGCCGUCCCGAUCUUUCUCUAGGUCUCGUAGCCGAUCUAGGUCAAAUGAAAGGAAAUAGAAGACCAGUUUGCAAGAGGAGUGGUGUACAGGAAAUAACUUCAUUUGACAGGAGUAUGUACAGAAAAUUCAAGUUUUGUUUGAGACUUCAUAAGCUUGGUGCAUUUUUAAAAUGUUUUAGCUGUUCACAUUUGUUUGUCUCUUGGAACAGUGACACAUAAAGAUGUAAUUCUCUAUGGUUUGAAAUGGAUCAUAUGAGGCAUGUAAUAUCAAGAAUUGUUACUUUACAAUGUUCCCUUAAGCAAAAUUGAAUUUGCUUUGAAUUUUUAGUCUUGCACAGACUGAUAAUAAACCUCUAACUCCUGCCCAGCUAAAGUGUGAUGUUUAAUAUUAUGGAAACAAAACUGGCAAAAAUUGAAAAGACUCUGUAGCUGGGAUAUGGUAUGCAGCUGUAGUUAAGCGGUCUUUAAAAGCUGCUGUGAACACAAGCCAGCAGGUAAAAAUUAAAGCUGCACCCUUAAACUAGAUUAGAGGUUUAAAAAUUCCACUAGUCUUCACACCGGACAAGAGGUUGUCCAGUGGGUUUAGAAUCUAAGAAGUUUCAAGAAAGUUAGUUUACCUUCUGUGAUUGCUGUAUAUGGAUACCUAGCUCUUUGUAAUAUUAUUUGGAAAUUUGAGACUAUUCAAGAUACCUAUGUCCUGCCAGUUUAAGGGUACAUUGUAGAGCUGAACUUUGAGUUACUGUGCAAGAUUUUUUUUUUCAUGCUGUCAUUUGUAAUAUGUUUUGUGAGAAUCCUUGGGAUUAAAGUUUUGGUUACAAA